CAGAGAGCGGUUGCGGCCACUGCGGCUUCUCUGGACGAAGACUCACUUGUGACAUUCCUAUCCUCCUCGGUGUUAGCUUUUAUUAGUUCUUUGGGGCGGGGGAGGGGGAAAGAUCUGUAGCCACCSGCAGCCUCUGAUCCUCCGGAGUUGGUAUGUGAUAAGCGGCCCUAGCAGUGCCAUGUAUUGGAAGAGCGAUCAGAUGUUUGUGUGUAAACUAGAAGAAAAGGACGUGCCGGACCUGGCAGUUCCCCCAGAGAAGUGCCGGGGGCUCAUGUCGGACGAGUGCGGGCGGACUGCAGCCCUGGCGGCUGGAAGGACUMGGAAAAGUCCCGGAGAAGACGGACUGGUGAGCCCCGAGGGAGCUGGGGACGAGGACUCUUGCUCCUCCUCGGCCCCGCUGUCCCCUUCGUCCUCGCCCCAGUCCAUGGCCUCGGGCUCCGGCUGCCCUCCUGGCAAGUGUGUAUGCAACAGCUGCGGCCUGGAGAUUGUGGACAAAUACCUUCUCAAGGUGAAUGACUUGUGCUGGCAUGUCCGGUGUCUCUCCUGCAGUGUCUGCAGAACCUCCUUAGGAAGACACACCAGCUGUUAUAUUAAAGACAAAGACAUUUUCUGCAAACUCGAUUAUUUCAGAAGGUAUGGAGCUCGCUGCUCUCGAUGUGGGAGGCACAUCCAUUCUACUGACUGGGUCCGGAGAGCCAAGGGAAAUGUUUAUCACUUGGCGUGCUUUGCCUGCUUUUCUUGCAAAAGGCAACUUUCCACGGGAGAGGAGUUUGCAUUGGUGGAAGAGAAAGUCCUAUGCAGGGUGCAUUAUGACUGCAUGCUGGAUAAUUUAAAAAGAGAAGUGGAAAAUGGUAAUGGGAUUAGUGUGGAAGGUGCCCUCCUCACAGAACAAGAUGUCAAUCAUCCAAAACCAGCAAAAAGAGCUCGGACAAGCUUUACAGCAGAUCAACUCCAGGUCAUGCAAGCACAAUUUGCUCAGGACAACAACCCAGAUGCACAGACCCUCCAGAAACUGGCAGAGAGGACAGGCUUGAGCAGACGUGUGAUACAGGUGUGGUUUCAGAAUUGUAGAGCACGCCACAAGAAGCACGUGAGUCCCAAUCACUCUUCCUCAGCCCCAGUCACUGCAGUCCCGCCCUCCAGGCUGUCUCCACCCAUGUUAGAAGAAAUGGCGUAUUCUGCCUACGUGCCCCAAGAUGGGACGAUGCUAACUGCGCUGCAUAGUUACAUGGAUGCUCAUUCACCAACAACUCUUGGACUCCAGCCUUUGUUACCCCAUUCAAUGACACAACUGCCAAUAAGUCAUACCUAAUUUCUUUUUUCAGGGAUAGAAAUGAUUAAGGAUAUAACUUGUCAUUUAUUAUGUAUAAAAUAUCAUUGAAAAGAUAUUAAUGUUAAUUUUUUUAUUUAACACCAAAAGCAUUUCCAACAUCACUUUGCUGCCCAGGUAUGUAUCUAUAGUUGGCCUGCAAGACACUUUUAUUCUUCAUUUUUUUUUUUUUUUUGGUAAAACUUAUGUUUACAAGAAGAAAACAAAACAAAACAUGUUUUUUUGUAUUGUCUGGAAAUAGUUCACUCUAGUGUGUAUCUGUUAAUUUAUUUGUCAUCAAAAGAGCACUUUGCCUAAAAGAAAGGACUGACAAAUGUGCAAAAUGUUUACAAUCUUUUGUGAAAUUGUAGUUUAUCAUUAGUUUGUAUCUGUAAGUUAUUGUUAUAAAUAUUACCUGUAUUUUUUUGUUAUAUACAACUUUAUACUUUGAAGCUUGUAUCUGUGAAUUUGCAACUGAAAUUAUUUUGCCAGUGUUUUCUGAAUGAAGGGAGUAAAGCUUCUGUUGCAGCAUGCCAGGCAAACACACUCUGGUGUUUGUGGUUGAUGAAUUAUGGCUGUAAAUAACACUAUAGUUUAAUAAGCCCGCCAUUCUAAGUUUAUUAAACAUUUUCCAUUCUUGUGAAACUUUCAA
Urocitellus parryii (Arctic ground squirrel) is the source of this 1961-nucleotide messenger RNA. RefSeq names its product LIM homeobox 8 (gene Lhx8). The record is from RefSeq and is a predicted model, not a curated record. Gene Ontology annotation, cellular component: nucleus. Gene Ontology annotation, biological process: neuron differentiation; forebrain neuron development; regulation of transcription by RNA polymerase II. Gene Ontology annotation, molecular function: RNA polymerase II transcription regulatory region sequence-specific DNA binding; DNA-binding transcription factor activity, RNA polymerase II-specific. Lineage: Eukaryota; Metazoa; Chordata; Mammalia; Rodentia; Sciuridae.